GCGUGAGACAGCAUACUCCUGCUGUUAUACCGGCCGCGCUCGUACCCUAUUCCAUUCUCGCACUUUUGCCUCGCCGUUCCACAGAGAAGCCGAGUCGCACCUUCAUACUAACAAUUUAUCCAAAAAUCAGUCGACAUUGCAGUUAAUUUUCCUCGGAAACCUGUAUUCAGAGCUUAGGAGCGGAGGACAGGUUGCCUGCUCGCGCGUUGCGCACCAUGGGUCAGCCACCUAGCAUGAGUCAGCCUAAUGCGUGCGCUCUUCUCGUCCUAGCACUGCUCGCCGCCGCUGCCGCCGCCAACGCCAAAGGCAUUCCCGUGACGUGUUCGUCGGUGCGCUGCCCCACCAACGCGCGCUGCGUGACGCACAAGAACGGCUCGCUCUCGUGCGAGUGCAGCAACGGCUACUUCAAAUCGGGCGACAAAUGCCUCUCCCCGUGUGCGGCGGUGCGGUGUGCGACGAACCGUGAGUGCGAGGCGGACGAUGGCGGUGCCACCACGUGUGCGUGCAAGCCGCCUUACUACGUCGUCGGCUCUGAAUGCAAAGACCUGUGUCUGAGCACCAAGUGUCCGGGCGGCAGCACGUGCAAGGUGGCGGGCGGCAAGGUGACGUGCGUGUGCCCCAAGGGGCAGGUGAUGAAGGGCAGCAAGUGCGUUAAGAAGAGCUCCGAUAAAAGCAACCCCUGUGCAGCAGCGCGCUGUGCGGCGCCCUCCAUGUGUGUGGCCACCAACGGCACGGCCGUGUGCUCCUGCCCUCCCCCGCUGGUCAAGCACAAGCACAAAUGCAUCGACCUGUGUGCGAAGGUGAAGUGCCCGACCAACGCGCUAUGCAAGGUGGCGGACUACCGCGGAACGUGCUUCUGCAAGGAGCCCUACGUCAUGCGCAAGGGCAAAUGCGUCAAGUCCUGAGCCACGCGCAUGCCAUGCCGGCCUCACCACAUGCACGUGCGCAUGCACAUUGCACUGACUCGUACAUGCAUGGGACACAUUUAUUCAUGAGCAUGCACCCAUACACGUGCAUGUGCAUGCCUGCAUGAUUAUUCACAUGUGCACAUGCACAUGCAGAGACUCUUGCACAUUAGGUGCUUGCACUGACACCGCGGGCUUAGUCCGGCAAACAACCACAUCGCAUUGCAAGCUCACCUAGAGAUGUGUCCCCUAGGUGCAGUGAUAGGACAAGCUAGUCAAAGCUCCAGUAGUUGAUUGAUUGACUCCCACAUUAUAGUAACAAACAGUGAAAUUGAUAAAUAGA
Messenger RNA from Closterium sp. NIES-67, 1248 nucleotides. Lineage: Eukaryota; Viridiplantae; Streptophyta; Zygnematophyceae; Desmidiales; Closteriaceae. The record is from the annotation of a GenBank genome assembly.